Penicillium canariense is the source of this 1047-nucleotide messenger RNA. Its product is annotated as Elongator subunit IKI1. The transcript has 3 exons. Bases 1 to 1047 code for a protein of 348 amino acids. Gene Ontology annotation, molecular function: tRNA binding. Gene Ontology annotation, biological process: tRNA wobble uridine modification. Lineage: Eukaryota; Fungi; Ascomycota; Eurotiomycetes; Eurotiales; Aspergillaceae. The record is from RefSeq and is a predicted model, not a curated record. Gene Ontology annotation, cellular component: elongator holoenzyme complex; nucleus; cytosol.
AUGGCCCCAGUCAAUCUGUCCCAUCGAAGAACGCAUAACUUGCUUCUGAUCUCGAAACUAUUGAGCUUGAGGGACACCGCGUCACCGCUCACCCUCCUGCAGGACUCGUUAGAGCAACCCGCCGCACCCCUCAUCAAGGAGUAUAUCAGGCGCGCUAAGCUAGGCAAAGUUCAUGUCACCCUGGUUGCUUUUGAAACCUUGAAACAACCAGAAGGGGUCGAUGCGUUUGUGUCAACCCGCCGAAAGAGCCCAGCCGAUAUUGUCAAAGAAGUAGCUGCGGCUUAUCAAUCCGCCGCAUCGACUGGCCCGUCACGACGUCGUCUCAUUAUCAUUGAUGCCAUCAACCCUCUUGUGAGCUCAAGGAGACUGGACCCUGGCUUCAACCUUCCGUCUUUCCUCAGCUCUUUCAUCGCCCCUUCGGACCCGUUAGCUGGCAAGGCUGAAGCUUCGUUGGUAGUGACAUAUCAUCAAGAUGUUCCGGGGUUGCCUCAGCAAAAUCCAUACUCACCAUCGCCCUUGUCAGUACUAACAUACCUGGCUACAAGUAUCAUUACACUCCAUUCAUUCUCCCACAUCCUGGCUCAGAAGGCCGCCCGCAAUCGCAGUCUGGCUGCUCCGGUUUUCGGGCUCGAGGAAGAACAAGACGGCAUCCUCCUCGGCCGGCUAGACAAGCUGGUAGGUACUGGUGCUGCGGAGGGUAUUGUGUUGGAGCUUGAGCACCGGCGUAAAAGUGGGCGUGGAGUCUUGGAAUGGUACAUUCUCCCGCCCGCAUCGCGAUAUUCGCCCCUGCAUGUGAAGGAAGUGGUUACAUUACUUGACGAUAAUGUUUUGUACAACCCUCCCCUGGAACCGGAUACAAAUCCUGAUAACGAAGAGCCCAAGUCAACAUUCGAGCUGGGCCUCACCGAGCGGCAAAGGCGGGAGAGAGAGGGCGUCGUCUUGCCAUACUUCGACGCGCAGCAUGGCGAUGGCCCUGGCGAAGGAGGUCGGAUUCUUUACGACCUGGGCGAGGAAGAUGACUUUGAUGAAGAAGAGGAUGAGAUUUAG